UAGUUUUCGAUGAGCGUGCAAGUCAUAUGACAUUCAGCUGAGUACGGAUUUUUCACUGGCUGCUGGUUGUUCGUGGUCUCGAAGGAAAAGUAUCGGAAAAUCAGUCCAAUUCGGUCCAAUUUUGCCCGUGAUUGUGAAAUUCGCUGUUCCAUCGCAGCCCCGAAGACCCGCCGGUUACCAUGUCUGAGGUCCAGGAUCUGAUGUCGUCCCUGCCGGACGAUAAAAUCGAUAUGAUCGCUGCCACCAGCGUGCUGCAACAGCAGGCAGGAGACAUCCGCCAGAACAAGCCGAACUGGGCAUCCUACAAGCAGUCCCAGAUGAUUUCCCAGGAAGACUUUGCCGUUGUCAGUAGCCUGGACAAGGACAAGAAGUCCCAGGCUCAAUAUCUGCAGGAGAAUGCGGCGCAAUGUGCCAAGACGUUCCUGAAUCUGCUGUCGCACGUUUCCAAGGAUCAGACGAUUCAGUACAUCCUGGUGAUGAUUGACGAUCUGCUGCAGGAGGACCGGACGCGCGUGCAGUUGUUCCACGACUACGCCAACAAGCGCAAGGAAAGCGUGUGGGCACCGUUCCUGAAUCUGCUGAACCGCCAGGACGGGUUCAUCGUCAACAUGGCGUCGCGAGUCAUUGGCAAGCUUGCAUGCUGGGGUCAGGAAUCGAUGCCCAAGUCCGAUCUGCAUUUCUACCUGCAGUGGUUGAAAGACCAGCUGACCGUUGCUGCUCGUAGACUGUUGAAAGAAAUCGAAGAAGCUGACAGAAAACGUGCCGAGGAAUCAGCAGCUGCUCAUCACCACGGGCAUGGACAUCACGCUCAUCAGGGUGGUGCAAGUGGAAGCAAUGGUGGUGCGGGUGGAGAUGAUCAUCAUCAUCACCACCAUCACAGUUUUCUGUUCCAUUUGCUCCACCAUGAGUAUACCCACCACCACAAGCAUAUGGAGGAAAAGUAUCGCGAUAUAUCGAGUGUCAUAGACGAGCCUCGAGAGCGAGUGGAAGGCGAAGAACCGAACGUCUCGCUUACGAACAAUGAGUACAUUCAGUCGGUAGCCCGUUGCCUGCAGAUGAUGCUGCGUGUCGACGAGUACCGUUUUGCAUUCGUCACUGUCGAUGGCAUUAGCACGCUGAUCAGCAUCCUGUCGUCCCGAGUGAACUUCCAGGUGCAAUAUCAGCUGGUGUUCUGCCUGUGGGUCUUGACCUUCAACCCGUUGCUGGCGGAGAAGAUGAAUAAAUUCAACGUGAUCCCCAUCCUGGCCGACAUCCUGAGCGACAGUGCCAAGGAGAAGGUGACCCGCAUCAUUCUGGCCGUGUUCCGCAACAUGAUCGAAAAGCCGGACGAUUCCCAGGUCGCCAAGGAACACUGCAUUGCCAUGGUCCAGUGCAAGGUCAUGAAGCAGUUGCAGAUUUUGGAGCAGCGCCGUUUCGAUGACGAGGACAUCAGUGCCGAUCUGGAGUUCCUCAUCGAGAAGCUGCAGAACUCGGUUCAUGACUUGAGCUCGUUCGAUGAGUACGCCACGGAGAUCAAGAGCGCCCGUCUGGAAUGGUCGCCGGUGCACAAGUCGGCAAAGUUCUGGCGCGAGAAUGCUCAACGUUUGAAUGAGAAGAACUACGAACUGUUGCGCAUUUUGGUUCAUCUGCUUGAAACUUCGAAAGACGCUCUAGUGUUGUCCGUUGCCAGCUACGACAUUGGAGAAUACGUUCGUCAUUACCCAAGAGGAAAGCACGUCAUUGAACAAUUGGGUGGAAAACAGCUGGUCAUGCAACUGCUUAGCCAUGACGACCCUAAUGUCCGCUACGAAGCUCUGCUUGCAGUCCAGAAGUUGAUGGUGCACAACUGGGAAUACCUCGGCAAGCAGUUGGAAAAGGAGAAUGAAAAGACUCCGCAAUCCGGAGCAGCUAUCAGUGGAAAGGCUUAGAAAGAUCCCGUCGCAGUCCCCUUGUUAUAUAACUUGUUCGUGAGUUUAGUUUUCUUGUUAACAAUUUUAGAUAAAACCUCCAACAUUGGUCUAUAUUUUUUGUUACGGAAGUAUUAUAUUUCCUUUGUUUUCAGUUGUUCAUGUCAUUAUUCGGUUCUAAACCCAUACAAAUUUUCUCAUUCAAAAUCUUGCAUGGAUUACUGAAAAGCUUCGUUUGUACAUAUUUAAUGUGCUGAAAAUUAAAACGAAAUUUAGAUAUUUCCCCUUAAUAUAAUACUAAACAAGAAGUGUUGAAAACAGCUGAGUGGCUGUUCGCCAGAAAUAUGUAUUUUUAAGAAUGAUGUAUUAUUGAUCAAAAUGAUGUUUUAGUGGUAAGCUUUGGUCUGGUGGAAUGCGUACUUUUAGAGUCCGUAAUGGGUAACAACUAAGAAAGACGUUGCCCCAAACGCAUAUUAUGUAGGAUUAUCGCAAACAACAAACUGUAUUCAAUUUAAUAAAGUAUCGUCGUACGAUGCAA
Molecule: messenger RNA, 2424 nt
Organism: Armigeres subalbatus
Lineage: Eukaryota; Metazoa; Arthropoda; Insecta; Diptera; Culicidae
Product: V-type proton ATPase subunit H-like
Exons: 7
Coding region: 180-1907 (575 amino acids)
Biological process (GO): proton transmembrane transport
Cellular component (GO): vacuolar proton-transporting V-type ATPase, V1 domain; lysosomal membrane
Molecular function (GO): proton-transporting ATPase activity, rotational mechanism; protein binding
Source: RefSeq, a predicted model, not a curated record